Molecule: messenger RNA, 1820 nt
Organism: Schistocerca serialis cubense
Lineage: Eukaryota; Metazoa; Arthropoda; Insecta; Orthoptera; Acrididae
Exons: 7
Coding region: 174-1220 (348 amino acids)
Source: RefSeq, a predicted model, not a curated record
CCUCCCACCCCCACCCCGGGGACCCCACCGGUCACAGCGGCCGCCGAGAGGGCCCCGCCGGUAGUCGCUCGGCAGCACACCGCCAGCACAGCACACCACCUCGCGACACCGCUCCACAACAGCUGUUGGUGCCGGAUUGAACACCUGCAGACGAGCGAGACACAGCCGCAGCCAUGCUGUUCCAUAACAACCUCGACAUGAUAGGCAGGAACGAGCCCAUCACAAGGAAGGCCAAGUUCUGGCAGUCCUACGUCCGCGCCCUCAAGGGCACGGACGACAUGCGCGCGCCGGACCGCGUGUCGCACCGCCCACGCGGCCUCUUCCGGCCGCUCUUCUCCGACUUCCCCGACCUGCCGGGCGCGCCCUGGCUGUCGCCCAAGUCGAUCUACGACGAGCCGUCACACGCCGCAGAGCGCAUCUCCACGCCCGGCUACCGCUACCUGCCCGUAUCCAGGGAGAUCUACGGCUACUCGCCACGCAACCUGUACCCGUUGCCCUCCGACAGGUACCGACCCGGACCGUGGUCGUCCCCCAAGGCGCUGAGUGACUACCUGGACCGCAUGUGGGCACUGGACAAACUGUACCCACUCAGGGGGCCAUCUCCUGCGACCGUGCGGUCCACCCCCGCUCGAGAGUACACGCCCACGCCAGAAGGCGGAAAGACGCUCGGCUACAACUAUGCAGGCCAGCCGAUCUACAGCCGGGGCGGCAGCCUGGUGCGGCGACCCCUGUCCGAGCUGUUCGAGCCGCUGACGACACUGCCACUGUCUCGCAUCACGCGAGACCCCUGGUGGUGGGACUACCCACACCUGCGGCCCUACGAGUCGCCCUACAACUGGCUCUGGCCCAAGACGCCCUUCUACCUGCGUGACAGCUACCUGUCCCCCGUCAAGAGGACCUACCUGUGGUACAAGCACCCCAUCCGGCCCUUCGACUGGCCCCUCUACACACCAAGUGGAGCGCUGUACAGGAGGCCCCUGUCAGUGAUGAUUGACCCCUUCACCAUUGAGCCCCUGUCGUGGGACCGCCGUGACCCCCUGCUGGACCCGUACCCCCAGAUUGGUGCCAAGUACCGCAGGCCCGAGGCGUGGGAAUACCCCAGGCACCGGCUGCAUGCCCCCCUCCUCUGGGACUACCCGGCCCUGCGCCCCCAUGGACAGUCAUACGGAUACCUGUGGGCCAAGUCCCGGUCUUGGCUGUCUGACUGGUAUAACUUCUAGAGCACUGCAGCUGAAGCUACAAACUCUGCAUGGAGGAGAUGAAAGAAGAAAAAGCGAUGACUACAGUUAACUCUCUUCCACGCAAGAUCACAUCGGUAGUCUCAGUGUUUACCGCCAACUGUGAUUAUUUGUUAAUUCUGUGUCACAUACAGCCUCUUAUUAUUAUUUUUUGGUUGCUUUAUCCCAAUAAUCUAUGCGAACUGAUGGAAAAGUAACAUCAUGUCAGAAAUUCAGAAACAUCCAUGUAUAUAAAAUGCACUGCCUCUUCUAAUAUCCUUAUAUUUUAUAUUUUUCAUAAAAUCAUGGUAAGAUUAAAUAAACAAUCAUCACAAAAAAUCAUUCUGUACAUACCAGUCCUGAAAUGGGACUGGAUGAUGUGCACCAUAAAUUACAGUCAAAACUUACAUUUUACAUUGACAGUAAGUAAAUGUCCAUAAGUUCUGUCAGGUUUCAUUUUCUAAUUCAUUAACAUAUCAUGCUUUCAUUGUAUUAUUUCAUUAUGAAACUUCACAACUGCAUACAAUAAGCUGUAUAACAUGCAUUUUUGUAAAUAUCUUGCAUAUUUAUUGUAUGUAAUGCAAAUAAAAAUAUUUUUCAAAA